This is a messenger RNA of Camellia sinensis, 1255 nucleotides long. RefSeq lists its product as uncharacterized. Lineage: Eukaryota; Viridiplantae; Streptophyta; Magnoliopsida; Ericales; Theaceae. The record is from RefSeq and is a predicted model, not a curated record.
GUCUCUUUCUUCAUCAAGCAUGGUGAACGUGAUUGCAACCCUAAAGCCAUUGUUGCAUGGCCUGAUAAACAUAGCCGGGCUAACCUCCCAAAGGGUCGAGCUGGAGGCAGGUACUGUAAUGACCAUAUGGGUCCCAAAACAAACCAUCAUCAUCAACAACAACAACACAAACACCCAGCCAAAAAACCAGACCCAAAAAUGGAACAAACCAAACAGGCCCGUAGUAGUACUCGCUCAUCCAUUCUCUGCCGAUGGAAUUCUAAUGUGGUUCUUCCAAGCCCUAUCUUUGACAAGCAAGUACUCAGUCUACGUGCCGGACUUCCUCUUCUUCGGUGGCUCCACCACCAACACCGCCAAUCGGUCAGCGACGUUUCAGGCGGAGUGCUUAGCAAAGGGGUUGAGGAAGGUGGGGGUUGACAAGUGCACGCUAGUGGGGCUGAGCUACGGUGGCAUGGUUGGGUUCAAGAUGGCCAAGUUGUACCCGGACUUGGUGGACGCUAUGGUGGUGUCAAGUACUGUCAUUGAAUUGACGGAGUCGAUUACAGGUGAGUGUUUGGAUAGGCUUGGCUUUUCGAGCUGGUCGGAGCUUCUGUUACCGGAGACGGUGGAGGGUGUGAAGUUGCUUUUCUCGAUUGGGAAUCACAAGUUGCCGUGGUUGCCUGAUUUUCUUUACAGAGACUUUCUCGAGGUGAUGUUUACCAACAGAAAGGAGAAAGCUCAACUUUUAGAAGCUUUAGUGGUCAGUGACAAGGACUCAACCACCCCGACCUACCCCCAGAGGAUUCACUUCUUGUGGGCAGACGACGACAAGAUUUUCAAUUUAGAACUUGCCCACACCAUGAAAGGGCGAAUAGGAGAGAAAGCAAACUUGGAAUAUAUACCGAAUGCAGGGCACCUUCUUCAACUAGAACGACCCUUUGCUUACAACAAACAUCUCAAGAAAAUUCUUGCAUCCAUCCAUGGAGAUGGGAAGCCCAAGCACCAUUAAUUAAUUAAUGAACUUAUCACUUUCAUUCUAUCGUCAUUCUUUUGUUCGUUCUAAAAGCCCAAUACCAUGUAGUUUAGAUAUGAGUUCAAUUUGUUCUUUGGAAUUCUUUCAUUUUCAAACCUUGUGAUCAGUGAUCUUAUAUUAUGCAAUAUAGACACGAGGUCUCACAGGCUUCUUAGUGCUUGGUAGUUGGUAUUUGUAAUAUUUUUCAAUUGAUUCAUGUCUUGUGGGAUCUUUGAAACAUGCAUUAUUUUUCUUGGGCUAUGA